AUGUAUAAUGGUUGGCAACGUGGCAAAGCUCCCUCAAAUGAAUGGAUUGAUGGAACCAAUGAAUUCUUGAAUAGUGCAUUUUCAAUUCCUGGUGUAGCUGAAAAUGAUACUAUUAAGUGUCCUUGUGCACAAUGUCGGAACUACUUUAGCCAUAUAAGAUACACUAUAGAGAUGCAUUUGUGUAGGCAUGGUUUUAAGGAAGACUAUGAAGCUUGGACUGAGCAUGGUGAGGGGCUGAUUUCACAUGAUGGAUAUGAUGGUGUGGGAAAUAGAGAGGGCACUGAUGAAGCUGAUCAGAUGGAUCAAAUGUUGGUUGAGCUUGCUGGGCACCAUCCACCUAUACUGGAUGCUGAACCAUCAGCAUAUGCCAAAGCUUUCUAUAGGAUGGUUGCUAGUGCAGAUGAGUUGGUGCAUGAUAGAACCACACACUCACGCUUGUCUGCUGUAGCUCGCUUGUUUGCUGUGAAGUCACGGUACAACAUGUCCGUCGCAGAAUAUGAUGAUAUAGUAGGCAUAGUACAUGAACUCCUUCCUCCUGACUCCAAGUUACCUAAUGACUUUUACCAAUCUAGGAAAUUAUUAGAGGGUCUUGGUAUGAAAUAUAUCAAAAUUGAUGUUUGUUAUAACAAUUGCAUGCUAUUCUACAAAGAUAACAAGGACAAAGAUAAAUGUCAUUUUUGUGGUGCUAAUCGGUGUAUCCAAAAAUUUAGGAAAAAAGUAAGAAAUAAGGCUCGUGUUGAGGCUGGCAUUGUUGAGGCAUUUCUUGUUGAAGAGGCUGCAAAUACACUAAGUCUAUAUUUUAGACCCCAUGCUCCAUCUGUUAGAAAUAAGGUGCCUCGCUAUGAUGAUUGUGCAUCUUCAUUUCAAGACAAUACUCUAGAGUAUUAUGGAAUCAUAGAAGAUAUAAUUAAAAUUGAGUGGGAAGGCAGCAUGAAACUAGAGUUGGUGCUGUUUUAUUGCUCCUGGUUUGAUCCAACACCCAAUGGAUUGAGGCGUAUUGAAGAUCUAGGCUUGGUAGAGAUCAAUCAUACAUUAAGAUUAUCAAAUUUUGACCCAUUUGUGAUGGCUAGUCAGGUUACUCAAGUGUACUAUUUGUCAUACCCGUGUAAGAACAGAGAGUUGUCUUCAUGGUGGGUUGUCUACCAUGUUGCUCCACAUGGAUGUGUGCCUAUGAAUGAAAGCAGUAGUGAAGCUAUGAAUAUGGAAGGGGUAGUGCAGGAUGUCUACCAAGCGGAUGGUUUGGAUGGCGCCUUUGUCAUUGAUUUGAGUGAUGCCUUGGACUCCAUAAUUGCAAUGGGAUCAGAUGAGGUUACUGACCCAAAAGACUUGGAAGCAAUACAGAAACAAGUUGUUCUGGAUGAGGAAUAUGAUGAAGAAGCUAUUGAAGAAGAGAAAGAGACGGAAGAGGAUGAUGAAGCAAUGGAUGAAGAAGAUGAAGAAACUUAUGAUCCAAAUGAUUUUUGA
Messenger RNA from Miscanthus lutarioriparius, 1464 nucleotides. The record is from the annotation of a GenBank genome assembly. Lineage: Eukaryota; Viridiplantae; Streptophyta; Magnoliopsida; Poales; Poaceae.